This is a messenger RNA of Lutra lutra (Eurasian river otter), 3557 nucleotides long. It is a transcript of the gene MYOZ3, whose product is annotated as myozenin 3. Gene Ontology annotation, cellular component: Z disc; actin cytoskeleton. Lineage: Eukaryota; Metazoa; Chordata; Mammalia; Carnivora; Mustelidae. The coding region runs from base 615 to 1298 and encodes 227 amino acids. Gene Ontology annotation, molecular function: telethonin binding; FATZ binding; actin binding. The transcript is spliced from 6 exons. The record is from RefSeq and is a predicted model, not a curated record.
CCCUGCCUUAUUUAUCUUCCGUUCAUCGGGACUCAGUGCAAGAAGGUGGAGGGAGAGAGGGAAGGAGGGAGUGGAAGGAAGAAAGAAAGGCAGGAAAGAAGAAAUGAACAAGUCAAGCAAGGAUAUCAGGGGAAAAUUCAUUGAUUCAUGCAUCCAUCCAUCCAUUCAUUCAUUCAACAAAUAGCUGUUGAAUUCCUAUCAGGCCCCGUUCUAGGUAUUAAGGAUACAAUUAGCAAGCUCAAGUGACUGGCAACUGACUCACCAUUCCCAGGUGACUCUGGUGUGUGCGUGUGUGUGUGCGUGCAUGUGUGCAAGCCCUUCCGUCUGCAAGGGCCUGCUGCCGGGGCACCUGUCUUCCCCAGGGCUUGGUGCUUUUAGCAUCUGUCCCUGGAUCCUGUUGCAGCCCGAAAUAAGGCUGUGAGCCUCAGCAAGGCAGGACCGAUUCUUGAUUCUCGUCUGCUGAGGCCAGAGCUGGCUGCAAAGGCGUGCGCCGCUCAGACUGGACCGAGGACCACCAGCACCUACAGGACCACUCAGCUCUCAGCUUGCCAACAGAGGUGUUAAUCUUGAGGUCCUGACAUUCCCUCCUGCACACUGUGGUCCCGCCACUCAGGAUGAUCCCUAAGGAGCAGAAGGGCCCAGUGAUGGCUGCCACAGGCGACCUCGCUGGACCAGCCCCUCUGCUGGACCUGGGCAAGAAGCUGAGCGUGCCCCAGGACUUGAUGAUGGAAGAGCUCUCGCUACGCAACAACAGAGGAUCCCUCCUCUUCCAGAAGAGACAGCGCCGGGUUCAGAGAUUCACCUUUGAGUUUGCAGCCAGCCCGAGGAUGGUUGCCAAUGGCCCUGAGGGGCAGAACUGCCGCUCUGAGCUCCACAUCUUCCCAGCCUCAUCCCAGGGCCCUGAGGAUGCCCAGUCUGCAGCUUUCCCCACGGAGCGCGCCUGCAGCCCCAGCACCCUGGCACCAGGCUAUGCCGAGCCACUGAAGGGUGUCCCGCCAGAGAAGUUCAACCACACGGCCAUCCCCAAGGGCUACCGCUGUCCUUGGCAGGAGUUCAUCAGCUACCGGGACUACCAGAGCGAUGGCAGAAGUCACACCCCCAGCCUUGCCCAGCAUCGAAAUUUCAACAAGACCCCGGUGCCCUUUGGAGGACCCCUGGUGGGGGAGACUAUUCCCAGAGCAGGUACCCCCUUCGCCCCGGAGCUCAUCAGUGGCUUGGAACUCCUUCGCCUCAGACCCAGCUUCAACAGAGUGGCGCAGGGCUGGGUCCGCAACCUCCCUGAGUCUGAGGAGCUGUAGCCCCAGCCCGAAAAUUCAAUUCCCCUGUCUUGGUGUCUGGGUAACAUCUUGGAGUCAAGACUUCUGGAUGGCACUUCCCCGUUUAUGAUGGGGCUCUUCACACACAAAAUCUUAUUACAAAUGGCCUCCACGGCCACAAAGUUUAGUAGUCCCCGGAUGGGGUGUGUUUCAGAAUUUCCUGGGGAUGGUGAUUUGCGUACAGAUUUCUGGCCUGCCCUAGACUUGCAGCAUUCAAGUCUCCUGAGUUGGGGAAUUUCUAUUAGUAACCACACUCCCAGAUGAUUCCAGGGAAACUUGUUCAUGGUCUGUGUCUUUCGGCAUCCGAGCCACCAGUGAAUUCACAUCCAUGCCUCCCCUCCUUCCUGCCAUGGACACCAGCUUAUACUCCCCCGACAGGCAGCUUGCUAGUGGCUGGUUAACCUAUGGAGAACUCUGAUAAUCAGAAAGACUGCCCGACCUAGAGGAGAGAGGGCAGUCAGGAAGGCAGAUUCGUAAGCAGUAAUUCGUGUUCGUUUCCCUGACAGCACGCUGCCUGCCGACCGAGGAAGAAAGUGCCAUGGUGGGGGUGAUGUGCCCCCUGGGGAUGGGGUGGGAUUCCAGGAACCUUCUCAGAGACUUUGAGUGGGACCCCAGAGGAGGAGUGAGAGCCACCGAGGGCAAAGGGGGUAAUGGGGAGGGCAUUUCUGCCCAAUGAACCAGCAUGUCCAAAGUGUGGAAUUGCGCACAGGAGGAGGAGGUUAUGUUCUGGAGAAAGGAGGGGCUGUGUUAGAGGGUCAGUGAGGGCCAGUUUUGGGGUUUCUUUACUAAGGAGAAGGGGGGCAGGUUUUAAGCUGGGCAGUGAUGGGUCUUGCUAUGUGGCAAGAUUGGGCAGGACUAAGACCGGAGGCCAGGAAGCCUGCAGGAAACAAGGUCUAGACUUGGGUGAUGGCCGUGGGGAUGGAAAGAAGGGGCACCCCUCACCCCUCUGGGCACCUUAUUAUAGGUCAGCUGCAGUGUGGGGUACAUGUAAGGCCCCCUUCUUUCUUUUCCCCUUCCACUCACCAUCUUGUGCAAGCCUCAGGGUAAAUCUCGUCCUGGUCUCUGCUGGGGCUAGUUCGGGACUGUAUCCAGUUACUAGGAAAGGAGAGAAAGGAAUGCCUCUUAGUUCAACUGAUGAGGAAGAGGACAAUGACAAUGCUGGCAGUGGCGGCUCCUUUUUAUUGGGUGCCUCAGUGCUUGGGCUGGUAGUAGGGUCCCACAUAUCUUAUUUCUUAUUUUCAGUUCAACCCUGAGGGAAAGGUAUUGUCCCAUUUUACAGGAUAUGCCUAUCCAGGCUAGAAAGAAGUGGCUUGUUCAGGGCCAGAGCCAAAAUGGGAAUGUCUAGUUCCAGUGGCUGUCCCUUUUUGCCACACUGGGUGGCCAGGCCAAUGUCCACUCACUCUGGAACCAUCUAAGCAUGGUGUCCUGCCUCAGGGCUUUGAAGUGAAAAGUGCAGAUUGGGAAGUGAGGCUGGAUGGGGUGGGCUAUAACUUCUACUGCUAGCCAUGUGAACUUGAGCAAGUCAUUUCUCAUUGGGAGGCGUCCAUCCCUCUACCUGUAAGCUGAGGACAAGGCCAGAAGCCUCUGGAUAGGGCAGUGGUGAGCGCAGUGAUGGACACAUACCUAAGAAGCCCUCAGUCGUUAUUAGAUUUCAUACAGCUCCUGCUCUUGCCUGGGAAAGAUGUUCCUGUUCUUAAAAGCUGGCUGCAAGAUGUCAGUGGGGUCAGCAAAGCUUAAGCCGGAAGGAAAGCCUCUGAUUAUUGUUGGGCUCCCUGUGGACAUGGACGUGGAAUUACCUCCCUCUGCCUUCUCCCUGGCUCCCUCUCUUGGGGAGAUGAGAAGGUGAGAAAUUCAGCUAGUUCCAGAAUGCCUGGGGUAGUGAUAAUAUUUCCCUUUGGUUCUGGACUUUCACUGCACCCCACACCAUCUCCAGGGCCCAGCAGCCUAUUAGACUUGCCUGCCAUUGAUGUGUUGUCUUGAACUGGGGGCGGGGGUGCUGUUGAAAGCCACAUCUGCAUGAGCUGAAAACCAUCUGUGAAAGUGUCUGACCCAUAGAAGAGAGGAUCUGGACUCCCCCCUCCCUGGACUGGCUGUGCUGUGUUCUGGACGGUGAUGGCCACCACCAGCUACAGGAGAGGAGAGCCUGCUGCACCUGAAAGCAAAUCCACAUUCUUUCUUCUGAUGAUGUGACUUUUGCUGAUGUUGCUUAAAAAAAAAAAAAAAAAAGGGAAUGCUUAUUAU